AACGUUGCUAUUCUGUAUAUUUUUUAUACACGCCAAUAAAUUUCAGACGUUUAGUAUUAACAUUUAAUCUCAUUUUUACAAUUUCGAUUUUCGAGAUUGAUCGUUUGAGAAACGGUGAAAAAUUCUCAAAAUAAAAAAUGACAGACUACGCACAAGAAUUUAUGGAAAUGACAGAAGCUGCUAAAACUAUGAUACCUUUGAUGCGAGACAUGGAUGAUAGGUCUAUAGUCGAUAAAUGGAUCACUAGAGUGAAGUCUCUGCAGAGUAAGGACGUGAACGUAUUGAAACACCGGAACAAUUUUUUGAAAUAUUUCAUGGGAAUCAUCAAGCGGACGAUUGCCGAGACCGGACAAUCGCCGGCGUGUUGCAUGUGGGGAAAACCUGAACCCGGACCUUUCGACAAGCAAAUGCCUCCGCCUAAACCUCUGCCAUAUCAGUGCCACUGGACGCCGGAUAAACGAACUUACGUAGCCAUUCAACCACUGCCAAAUCGAGGAGCAAUGGUGUAUAUGGCUGUGGCAGAGAAACCUGAACUCGGCUGGGAAUUCCCUAAGAAAGAAAAAUAAUUAUAAUUUUAUUAUGCGUCUGUAGCAUACCAUAAUAUAAUAUAUACAAAAUGUAAAACGUUUUACAAUAAAUAAUAUUAUACAUCAAAAAUUAAAAACAUUUAAAA
Molecule: messenger RNA, 673 nt
Organism: Aphis gossypii (cotton aphid)
Lineage: Eukaryota; Metazoa; Arthropoda; Insecta; Hemiptera; Aphididae
Exons: 3
Coding region: 138-566 (142 amino acids)
Source: RefSeq, a predicted model, not a curated record